AGUCGGUGCUGAGACUUCUUCAGUGCUACGCGUGUGCGCGCUUGUCGUCGUCUCGUUUUUCGCCCUGCUGUGCGUGUCAUCAUUCGCUCCAGCAAUUCACAGAAGUGCAGUGAAUGAAGUAAAAGCCUUUAAUAGGUGAUCGCCAUUAGUGGAACGCCAUCGACAGAAGUUUCGUUGUAAACUUUUGCGAAAACCACCGAUGAAUUAACGGAAAAUUGAAAAGUUAGAUCAAAUCUUGUGUGCGGAUUGGGUUGGGAUCCAUCUUGGAUUUACGCGUAGUCUCCAACAGAACAACAAACAUCCUGCUCCUCGUUCCUGUGUUCUGCCCUGCGCUGUAAUGUAACCGUUUCUCAUAGCCCGGUUCGAUAAAACCCAGUGGAAUUGUAUCAAUUCGCUAUACUUAGUGCAUUCGAUUAUUAGUUUUUCAACCUGUAGUAUCGUGUAGCGCGUGUGUGCGUGUAUUGUGUUGAUAGAAGGUAGUUAUCAGUGUUCAUGUUGUCAGUUUUCCAGCAAGGAUAAGAAAUUAUUGUGCAGAACGUCAUUAUUUCCUUGAAGGGCAAAAUAAUAAAAUUAUGAAGGAAAUUGUGUUCACUUAAAAUCAGAAAACAACAGAAAUUGUGUCUGUAUGCGGGUGCACACUCCCGUACAUACCAACAUACGCCCUACUCGUUCAGUGCUUUUCUUUCAACCGUGUUGUGUGUAUCCCGUGUGAAUGUAAAAAAAUAGGAGUAAAAUUCUGAAACGUUUUUAUCGAUUCAAAAGGUCAUGUUUUGAGUUGAGGCUGUCAAUCGCUGACAGCUGACAGUAAAGAAUUGUUCAACGAAUAAAGAACGUUGGAUAACUUGAAUUGUUCUGUAUAUACGUACGCAGUAAUCUGCGGAAAUCAACCGAGUGGCAAGGAACUUACCAGCGGUGGAAAGGAUUACACCAAUCGAUACCGUUGCAGAGCUGGUGGUGCAGUUUGCAUCCAGCAGCUCCGUGGAAUUACAUUUACAGGGCUGCUUUCGCAUUUGCACCAGCAUCAUCACAUCACCGAAAACCGUCUGCACCAAUACACAAGCGCAGAGCUGGCACAAACUGUAGCCUAGGCUGUAGCAGCAGGAAACGAUACUGUGAGAGGGCCUUGCUUUCCUUGCGCUCUGCGCUGGCUGUGGAAUGAUGUCGUCCAAAAACAUACCUGCUGAUAAGAUUCGUACCGUUUACAUCUACGGUCAACCGAUCAUCUCACUAUACGUAGAAAACCAAGAACGUUUAUGUCUAGCACAGAUUUCCAGCACUCUGUUGAAGGACUUCAGCUACAAUGAGAUCCACAAUCGGCGGGUCGCUCUGGGCAUUACUUGCAUUCAGUGUACUCCGGUUCAGCUGGAGAUUCUUCGGCGUGCCGGGGCAAUGCCCGCCUCAUCCCGACGCUGCGGAAUGAUCACACGACGGGAGGCUGAACGACUUUGUAAAUCUUUCUUCGGUGAAUGUAGCCAGCCUGCGCUGCCGGAAGGAUUCGUGUUUAACGUGUAUCACGAGUGCGCUUGGGGUUGUACUGGCGCAUUUGCUCCAGCCCGCUACAACAGUUCACGCGCCAAAUGCAUAAAAUGUUCCUACUGUAAUCUCUUCUUCUCCCCGAAUAAGUUCAUAUUCCAUUCACAUCGUCUAACUCCACACGAUAAGUACGUGCAACCGGAUGCAGCUAAUUUUAACUCCUGGAGACGCCACUUGAAACUACAAAGUUCACCCCCAGAGAAGGUAAUCUACGCUUGGGAGGAUGUUAAAGCUAUGUUCAACGGUGGGACCCGCAAGCGGUACAUUUUAUCAACGGCGAGAAAGUUCAGUGCUGCCGCAGCAGUAGCUGAAAAGUCUCAAGCUCUGUUAGAUCCGGGAAAAGAGCCCGUAACUUCAACAAUUUGCGAUUUAUCCAGCACUUCUUCUGUGAUCACUAAAAAGGAAGCACCCGAGCCAAUGGAAUCCAGCUUCAACAGUGACAGUUGCAGCAGCAGCACCAGUCCUUUCGCGCACAUUCCGCAUCUCCUAUCACAACCCACUUCGACUAGUGUGGGAAACAUCGGUGUACCUAUGGGUUCGACUGGACCCAUCGGUACUCCACCGACACCGACGGCGGUUGUGGCAGCUAACUCGGCAGCCGCAGCGGCUAACUUUGGCUUCAAACUGUCCUGUCUGCAGCCGUUCUCAUUCAACGGAAUCGGCCACUUUCCCGGGAUGGUUCCCAGCUCGAGCUAUCUGGUCCCGCUGUUACGUCCGACUAAUCCGAAAAGCAUUUCCGCUGCGGCAUUGUCCGCAUUCAAGCCCGUAGUGAAGGUCAAGAAGAGGUAUGAAAAGGAUACGAAAGAUGGGCCGGCACUGAGGUGCCGGUUUCCAACCGACACGAACGUUAAGACGUUGGCUGUUGCCAGCGCAUACUUGGUCUUGGUUCUCGGAUUAUCACGAAUAAUACAUACUUUUACGGUUAUUUCUGGAUUGUACGUAGUAGUUUGAAACCGAUAUUCGAGUCAUUUGAAAGUGAAAAUGGCAUAUGGUAUAAAAUUUGGCUACUAUCAUUUACAAAAGAGGGUAAAAAUAACAAAAUGAAAUUAGAAUAAAAUAUUUUGAUCCACACUGAAUUGGAAUGGACAACAAUGUUGAAAACGAACAGAAAAGUAUUCAGAUUAUGAAUUAAUUCGAAAAGUAUUUACAAGAAAUCGACUGCUUUUGAUAUAUAAUUAAUGGAUGUAUUACCCAAGAAAAAAAUCGUUACUAAAAAUUAUUCAAAACAUGCAUAACAACAAUUGAAAUUUAUAAAUCUCUUAGAAAUUCGCAUUUUCUCCCUCAUCCCUCAUUUUCGCGAUCAUCGACUGUGGGAAUCGCGAAUGUGGGACUCUUUAUAAGAAAUAACCAUGCCAAAGACACAACACUUUUAUCUAUUCAUUCAAACUGCGGUUAUUUGUAGACUUUUUUUGUAAUAAUUUUGUUGUAAAUUUAACGAUUUAAUAACGUUAUAGAAAAAUACACAACUUAACCUAGAAAAGUUGUUCAAAUUUUGCUAAGUUGAUAAAUUUAGCAAGUCCAAUCAAUUAUAAUUGAUUAUAAUUGAUUUGAAAUAAAAAAGUUAGUUGAUGGUUUACCGACUCUGAAUAAAGUUGCAAACUUGAUACUUUUAGUUUGCUCCUGUUUGAGUUAUCGCUAACCUAAUUUGCUUUAAACUAUACUGUCAUUCUUGCCAUAACCAGAAGCGAAUUGUCUUUCCAACCUGAGGUCUACAGUUUCGUCGCCCUCUAGCCGCUGCUUGUCGUAUAUUCAAAACAUAUCUUACAUUAACACAAAACAUUCCUAUUAUGAGGAGAGGGGGUCUGUGAAAGGGUCUAAUUUAACAAGCAGAAGCUAGAGGAAAACGGGCUUAUACUAGAAGGAAUAAUAUGAAAGUAAACAAAGGUAAGUCGAAAUGAAAAGUUUUAUUUCUUUUGUCAAUUGAAAUUCUCUUAGGUGCAUUUGAAAUAGAAACACUAUGCUACUGCACUUUAUAAUAAGACUGUGCAAAGUAAUUGAUCUUUCCUGCUGAGUAUGCCAUUGCAUUAUUUUUUACUAUUUUAAUACUAUCUGUGUUGGAGGACUUCCAAGGUCGUGGAAAAACGUACGGUGAAAUUGGAUCUCACACUUAUUUUUUUUUUAAUUGAAAUAAGAUUGUAACCAGCAGAUCAAAUUGAUGUAUGCUUUUACUAUCCGAUGUGUUGAUGAUUGGAGUCAUUUCAAAAGUAAGACAUCAUUCUUUCGUGAUGCCUAUAAUACCAUUUUUUCAGGACAGAAAUUUGCGAUACAAUCUGCAUACAAAUAUUUACUUUUCAUUUAUUACUUCAACAGAUUUCUCCAAUCACCUCUUCUAGCCGGUAAAAUAGCAUUCAAGAAUGUUCGGUCGAAUGUCAUAGCUUCUGAGACAAUGUGGUUGAAAAUUUCUCAAUUAGGUGCGCAUGUCACGUACCGGUGACAGUAUUUACUGUAGAAAUGGCUAAACAAAACGAUAUUCGGGCAAAUUACGAUACCGUUAAGGCCACCAGCUUUCCUCUCAAAAGAUUAUUAUAGCGGAGCAAAAGAGGUGCCUUUGUUGGUGUUUAAUGUUUUCGUCGUUUGUUUAUCGGUGGAUACACGUGCAGGUUCGACGAUUAAAACAAAAGUUUUCCAAGAGGAGGAUGUGACAUGAGUAUUCUAACAUGGCUUCGCAGUUUUUUUCAGGAUUGUUCCUAUAACAAAAUCGAAGGAAUUAUUUUGUCUAACCACUUUUGAAAGUAACUCACUUGAAUUGGAUACGUCUAUACAAUGAAAAUUUAAUUUUGCUACAUAAAACAAGUUUUUAGUUUUAUGAAUACCAGGAAAAUCUCAAUGGUUCGGAUUUCAAAAAAAAAGGGUUCUGGCACCAUAACGGAGUUAUUGCAACAUAACAGUAUUGCGAUAAAUUGUAAAGGAUUGGGUAUAAAAAGCGAAAAGUGUACGAACGAUGAAAACCUUUUUUGCUCAAGGGUAAAAAAUGUAAAAAAAUACACUGGUGCUAGACUCUCCGAUUUGAUUUUCUAUUAAAUCUGUGUAAACUAUGCUAGCGUAUAUCUAGGAAUACGUAUCACGUUCAGUUGUUUCCGAGGGUUAGGACGCGUGCUGUUAAUUCCGAAAGCCAUCAGCCAUCGCCAAACAGACAUCCCCGUUUCGUUAUGGAGAAGCCCAAAACUCGAAUGGAAUACUCUUGAGGCGCCAAUCUGGCUGAGGCACUGACGUAAUGUAAUACUUCCUAUGAGGAAUGUCGGACAUGGCAUGGCAUUGAGGAUAUAGAGGAUACGUACAGGGCGUAAUUGCUUUUUAGUACAAUAGUGGUUCUCUUCAUCACAAAACUGUGCUUGAUUGGUUAGCUGAAUGACGUAUAGAGUUCAACGAUAUUCUCAUAUUGCCUUUUGUUGUGACGUGCGGCACGGUACGUCUGCUGUCUGCAGCAAUGAAAUAUGAAACUAUAGAAUAUCAUCCGUAUGUCAACAACAGCCCAGCAUCAAGGUCAGCGAGAUAUGGUUAGCGGUAUUACAGCUGUCACGUAAACGAUUUCUACCCUCAAUGGGAUUUCAUGAGCAUUAAACGAUAAAAUAAAACGCAAUAACACUUUUAUGUAGGAACUUGCAAAAUUUGUGGAGCCAUCGUGUAUGUUAUACCAGUUGCGUAUGGGUUUGAUAAAAUAGCUGGGAAUAUUAGCUUUAGAUAGCACCUACAGAAAUCGUUGAAUAUUUGUUGUCAAGCUUUUCAAUAGUUUCUCAAUACAGAUUUCAAAAAUGUAAGAUCAUUAUUAAGAAUGUUUUAGGUUUUAUUUUUGUUUUGUUUUUAGUGAUAUUAUUAUAAUUUCAACAAUUUUAAUAAUAAUUAUUGUUUAGCUAUCGUUUUGUGAUUGAGACUUAUAACUUCUAGCUGCAAUUGUUCAGAGUGUCUAUUCCCUGGAAAAUCUUAAAAUAUCCAAGUUCAUAUGCAAAAACCUCGAAAAGUCAGGAAAUUUUCAGAACAAUCAGAAAAUUAUUCCUGUUAAAAUUAAUUUUACCCCAUAGAUCUAAUUUUGAUUCCUGUGCAUUGUAUUGUAAUAAAAUAACAUUAACGUUCUUAUCACGGUUUAAACGGUUUUAGAACCACAAAAAGUUAUACCACAUAAAAUUUUGGUUGGGUAAAAAGUACUGGACAAAUUAACCUUCUGGAUCAUUACAAUCAGAUAUGGGUCAUUCCAUCUCAAGUGUGCAAAAAAGUAUAAACGUGUCUCCUCAGAUUGAGAUUUGGCUCAAACUUUGUGAAAUUGUUUAUGCAAAAAUUCCCACUCCCACCAAAGUCAAACCGUGGGACCCUUCACUGUUUGGAUAAAAGCGUUUCGUAAAAAAAAAACAGAAUGUAUAGUAUAGAGAUGAAAAGAUACGUUUUUUGUAAAGGAAGUAAGUCAAGAGAUCUGAAAAGAGUAUCAAUUUUAAGCGAAAGUGUUACCAGAUAUGUUCUUUCUGCAUUUGAAAAGUUAUAUUGCAUUUUUCUGCAAAUGAGUAUAUUUUGAUUUCAAAUUUGAACGUGUUCCUGAGAAAAUUUAACACGAAAAACAUUUAUUACCCCGAGGUAUUAUGGCAAAACUCGAGUAACGGCAUUUUUAAGAAAUAAAGUAAAACUUUUUCCAUUUAAAAUAAAUUUUCUAGUAAUCGUACAUGUGGCUAGUUGAGAAUUUCCGCAGGGAUGAGUUGAAGCAGCUCAUAUUGAUUGAUUUUCCGAAAAACGGUUUUAUAAAAGGUGGUUUUUCCUAAUUUAUUAAAAUUUCCUAAAAUGGUUCGCGUUUAUUUAGAGGUAGGUUCAGUAAUGAGGAAUUUUUUUUUUCGAUUUAUUACUUCUUAAAAACCUUGCAUAGCGGCUAGAGUGUCCUUCCCGGGAUGGGAUUCCAGGGAUUUUUUUUAUUCAAAUCCCUGGGUCCGGAAAAUAUUUUCGGCAAUGGAAAUAAUUGGGAAAUCGAGGUAAAAUUUUAUUUUUAUUUUUUUCGACAUUGUGUACACUUCUGGGCAAUGUUGAGCAGUUUGUAGAUUCGAGUCUCGGCUCGGGAGAGACUGUUAGUGUCAGUAGGAUCGUAGCGCUAGCCCCGCAAUUGUCCUGUACACUAAUAAACAGUCGGCUGCGAAGCCUGUGUAUAAAAAACAGAAGGUCAAGUUUCGAAUAGGAAUGUAGCAGCAAGGCUUUGCUUUUUUUUUAGUAAAAAUGCAUAGUGACAAUUGUCAUACCAUGAAAGCACGCUUUAGUUAUCCAAUGAUACACUAAUUAUUACAUUCCGUACAUUUGUAUGAACGCUAUUAGCAUAUAAGAUCUAUCCCGCUUAACGUUAUCGCAUACCAUAACUGAGGCAUACAACAGCAGCUCUGUGAAAAACUUCACCGUUAUGCUAGUAUUGUUACAUUCAAUUUAUCAGCAGUACAAACGGAACAUGUGGCCAUAAUGGCAGCCAUCGGAAGUAUUAACUAUGAUGAAAUGGGCUUGCGUAAAAAUACCAUAGCGUAGAGUAGCCGAACCAAUUAUGGUGUACGCGUCUUACCAGGACGACGAGUGAGUUGAAUUAAACCUGCUUCAUAGCUUCAUCGAAAGUUGAAGAUAGGAUGGCGGGCAAUAUCUAAUUUCUCCGCUAAUAUUGAAUCGAUAACAUUUUUCUGUUUCAUUUUUUCAUAUUGGUAAACCGAAACUAAGUGCUUUCACCCUACAGUCAAAACUAACCAGCUGUUUAAAUUGCACUGCGCUGAAGCGAGCCGCCCAGUAUGACCUUGGGGAUCGGUCGUCAUUUACGCUUCGCUUCGAGAUACGUCGGGAAACUUCACGCUUCGAGCACCCCUCCUAUCUUUGUUUACCGGAUAAGAAGUAAGCGGUUUAUGCAGUGUUGCCACAUGUACAGAUUCAUCUCAAAGGGUACAAAUUCCCGCACUGACUUUGAAGCUUCGAAAUCAUUAACUUCUUUAAGCUAGCGAAAUAAAAUUUAAAACUGUACAUAGACUUGUUACAUCGCGUUCUAAAUAAUUUUAUGACAUCGAAUUUAAAUUCAGAUGCACAGAUACUGUGUUUGAACGAAACUGUUAGUUAUCAUGUAUAACGAAGAAAAGCUGCCGUUUAGCACUGGCCACACAAACAAAUCACGCUGGUAAAACCAUUAUGCAAUAUUGCAGCUUUACAGACGACAGAACACCUAAAGGCCCAUUCACAUGCCGAGCACGUUACUCGUUGUCACUUUCUUUCCGUUUCAGGAACAGUCAUCGAUUGCCGGAAUAAAAUUUCAUUAAGGCUACUUUACAAUUAUUAUCACCCACUUUGAACAACGGGGAAACCCCUUGUGACCUAAAUUACGGGGGCUCUGGGGAACAAACGAGUAAAGGAAACCGAAGAAGGUGAACAAACAUGGAUCGACAAUUGAUGUUGAUUUAUGGUCGAGACACCUUCCGUUUCCCGCAAGGAACGUGACAUCUCGCCCGGUGUUGCACUCCAUAAAGCCUCGAAAUUCUCUUAAUUUUCCUCACCCACUCUCUAGUGUCGGCACUGUAACUUGUUUAUGUAUUUAUGAGUCAAUAUUUCCUCCUGUACUCCGUUUCGAUCCGAUGCCAAUGUAUUCAUUAAAUAUGUAACUAACCCAUGCCUCGGAGCUUCUAUCUCUCUCUCUGUUUUUCUUUUUGUCUUUGACUCAAACAGAGGAACGGAGACAUAUUCGUCGGAAAAAACAGACACGCCACCACUAUCAACGUUUCUACCGUGCGUGACGUGAAAAAAAAACAUUUUUUUAGUAAGAAAAGCAUUAUGAUGCGAAUGAAAUGACUUUCCAUUGUGUUUGUGUCUCGAUUAAAAACAUCCCCCUGUGGUAAUCAAUUAUUGUGUUGCCAAAUCGCAGCAUUAUUUGAACUUCAUUUUUUUAUAUUCGUUUAUUCGUGCGCCUGUUUACCCUCGAAUGAUACUAAUUGAAUAUUUCUUUUUUUUUUUCCUUUAUUUUCUUUUCCGUUGUUUGGUUUGGCUCCGGCUAAC
Wyeomyia smithii (pitcher-plant mosquito) is the source of this 8514-nucleotide messenger RNA. Its product is annotated as ubiquitin-like protein 3. The coding region runs from base 1156 to 2484 and encodes 442 amino acids. NCBI's taxonomy places the organism in Eukaryota, Metazoa, Arthropoda, Insecta, Diptera, Culicidae. Gene Ontology annotation, biological process: negative regulation of transcription by RNA polymerase II; negative regulation of BMP signaling pathway. The transcript has 3 exons. Gene Ontology annotation, cellular component: nucleus; transcription regulator complex. The record is from RefSeq and is a predicted model, not a curated record. Gene Ontology annotation, molecular function: DNA-binding transcription factor activity, RNA polymerase II-specific; RNA polymerase II cis-regulatory region sequence-specific DNA binding; SMAD binding.